Molecule: messenger RNA, 1343 nt
Organism: Culex quinquefasciatus (southern house mosquito)
Lineage: Eukaryota; Metazoa; Arthropoda; Insecta; Diptera; Culicidae
Source: the annotation of a RefSeq genome assembly
AUGUUAAAGUUUAUUUUUAUAAUUUUGUUUAUGAAUGUUUUUAUAUUUUAUAAAAAUAUUUAUUGAAUGGUUCAAAAUUUGCUUUUUUUAGGGGCCUUUUUAUUUAUAAUUAAAAUUAGUUCAAUAUAUUAUUUUUGUAAUAUCUCAUAUUAUUUUGGAAUAGAUAUAGUUUCUUAUGGAUUAAUUUUAUUAAGUUUUUGAAUUUGUGCUUUAAUGUUAAUAGCAAGAGAAAGAGUUGUACGAUUAAAUAAUUAUACAAAUUUAUUUUUAUUUAUAAUUUUAUUUUUAUUAUUAAUAUUAAUUUUGACUUUUAGUUCAAUAAGUUUAUUUAUGUUUUAUUUAUUUUUUGAAAGUAGUUUAAUUCCUACUUUAUUUUUAAUUUUAGGAUGAGGGUAUCAGCCUGAACGUUUACAAGCUGGAGUUUAUUUAUUGUUUUAUACUUUAUUAGCUUCUUUACCUUUAUUAAUUGGUAUUUUUUAUAUUAAAAAUAAUGAUUUUACUAUAAAUAUUAUUCUUUUAAAUUAUUGUAAGUUGUAUAAUUUAGAAUUUUUAUAUUUAUGUAUAGUAUUUGCUUUUUUAGUAAAAAUACCAAUAUUUUUAGUUCAUUUAUGAUUACCUAAGGCUCAUGUAGAAGCUCCUGUUUCAGGGUCAAUAAUUUUAGCUGGUAUUUUAUUAAAAUUAGGAGGAUAUGGAUUAUUACGGGUUUUCUCUUUAUUACAAAUUAUAGGUAUAAAAUUUAAUUUUAUUUGAAUUAGAAUUAGUUUAAUUGGGGGGGUAUUAGUUAGUUUAAUUUGUUUACGACAAAUAGAUUUAAAGGCUUUAAUUGCUUAUUCUUCUGUUGCUCAUAUGGGAAUUGUUUUAAGAGGGUUAUUAACAAUAACUUAUUGAGGAUUAAGAGGGUCUUAUACUUUAAUAUUAGCUCAUGGAUUAUGUUCUUCUGGGUUAUUUUGUUUAGCUAAUAUUUCUUAUGAACGAAUAGGAAGACGAAGUUUAUUAAUUAAUAAGGGAAUAUUAAACUUUAUACCAAGAAUAGCUUUAUGAUGAUUUUUAUUAUGUUCAGGGAAUAUAGCUGCUCCUCCUACUUUAAACUUAUUAGGAGAAAUCUCUUUAUUAAAUAGAAUUGUUAGUUGAUCUUGAUUAACUAUAAUUAGUUUGGCUUUAUUAUCUUUCUUUAGAGCAGCUUAUACUUUAUAUUUAUUUGCUUAUAGACAACAUGGAAAGGUGUAUUCAGGAACAUAUUUUUUUUCUUCUGGUGUAAGACGAGAAUAUUUAUUAUUAAUAUUACAUUGAAUACCUUUAAAUUUAUUAAUUAUAAAGAGAAAUUUUUGUAUAUUAUGAAUUUA